This is a messenger RNA of Loa loa (African eye worm), 6994 nucleotides long. RefSeq lists its product as hypothetical. The record is from RefSeq and is a predicted model, not a curated record. Gene Ontology annotation, cellular component: nucleus. Gene Ontology annotation, biological process: protein phosphorylation; telomere maintenance; DNA damage checkpoint signaling. Gene Ontology annotation, molecular function: protein binding; protein serine/threonine kinase activity. NCBI's taxonomy places the organism in Eukaryota, Metazoa, Nematoda, Chromadorea, Rhabditida, Onchocercidae. The transcript has 46 exons. Bases 1 to 6756 code for a protein of 2251 amino acids.
AUGUUAAUCGAUUUAUGCUCUGUAAACCUACGAGUUGAAAAGAGCGUUCGGGAAGAAUAUUGUGAUCUAUGCAGUUAUUUGUACAUUAUAGUGAGGAAAAUUUUUCAAUGUGAAUUACAAAUAAAAGCCGAGAACAUCGGUGAAUUAUUCGAGUUCAUUUUCGUGGUGCUGGAAUAUAAUGAUAUCAAUUCAUCGCUGUUACUGAAUGAACUUAGUGAACAAUUAGCAUUUGCCCGACAACGUUAUAUUAAAAGUGAGAUGACAAAAUAUUUGCGAAUGAGGGAGAUGAUGAUUGUGGCACUAAAACAAAUAAUGGAGAAAGAUAAAGGCAAUAUUUUGAUUGCCAAGGUUAUUCCAGAAACUGCAGAAGUGAUAGAGAUAAUUGAAAAUAUUUCAAAGAUGCCACAUAUUGGUAGAGAGGCUUUAGCUGCAUUAAUUUCACUCAUUUCAUCGUUUACUGAGCGUGUCGAAACGGGAGUAGACUUCUGGCUUGCUGUUAUGUCAUUACCAUGGCUCCAAACAACGGAGUUGGUUGCUGAUCUGAAACAUUUUGAUCUAGCGUUACCAGCGUUAUCACAAAUUUACAAAUUAUCGUUACGUUGCAGUCAAUAUCUCUCACCUGAUAUCAAAGCGAAUACGAUCCCAGCAUUGGGUCAUUUGAAUGUUUGUCCGGAAUGGCGUCGCAGAGUAUACAUCGCAGCUUUAACAUCAAUCGAAAUAUCAUUACUGAGAACAGCUGUAGAACAUUUUCCUACUUUCAUUUUCUCAACAGACAGGAAUGAAUUCGAAUUUCUUCUAAAUCAUGUGCUUUAUCAUGGAAUGCACGCACUUCAAAAUGAUGAUGAAACUGAAUUGUGUCCUGCCGUUUUAAAAGCGGUAGCAAGAACAUUGUGUUUUGUUAGUAUGGAGAAACGAUUAGCCGAUGAUGAGAUAUGUAUGAUGUGUCGACGAAAACAAACUGCUAAUCGAAAUUUGGAAAUUAACCUGGACAAAAUUUUUGAACUUAUAAAAAAAGCCAUACAUGGUAAUAAUGCGGCAAAAUUAGGUUGCUCUGAGUUGUUGGCCUCAUUGCUAAAUCAUAUUUCCUUCACAUUAUUGAAAAGAUAUGAAACAGAAAUGCUUUGUACAUUGAUUUUGAUGAAAGAAACUGACGAAGAUCUACGAUCCGGAUUUCAAUGGUGCUUAAAACCGAUGAUGGAACUGAAACUUGAAAGUGUUCAGAAUGAAGUACUGCGAGUUAUUGGUGAUCUACAAAAAUUGCCAAAGGCGUUCGAUAAUUUCAGAUUACAUGCAAUAUCCUGUUUGGUUAAUUCGCAAAAUGACAAUCUUUUUCUGAUGUGCUUAAAUCAGCUUCUGAAUAUUGCAGUUGUACCUGAUUAUGCAUUUAUUGUCGCUGAAAUCAAGCAUGCUGUUGAGGAUCGUAUGGAAAAAUACGCUCCUAAUUUGCAUCCUCGACAGUGGUUUCUUCGGAAAAAGAAAUACAUAAUGGAAAGUCUUACCAAACGGAUAAUCUUCGAAUAUUCUGAAGGAACAAGGCCUCUAAAACGAGGUAGUUUUUCGCAGUUUGUUGAUGAAAGAUUUGGAAGAAGUAUCGAAUACGCCUUAAGUGUUGUUGUUGAAGUAUUUGAUUUCUCGAGGGAUGAUAUGGAAAGUUUCAUGCGAGAUGGUUGUCCUGAAGUUGUUACUUCCCUUCUGCUGGAUUGCAUAGCAGAAAAGGAAAAAGUGCAAAUGGCGUUGGAUACUAUCGCACGACUACGACGAAUACAACCAGAAAUAUUGAUGGAGGAAUCUUUGCCGUUAUUAUUAGUCAAACAUCUUUUAAAGGAUUUAUCCACUCAAGUUAUGCAGAAUGCUCUAAAUUUUAUUAGCGUUUAUACAAAAGGAGGUUGCAAUUGGUCUACACUGGUUUCAAAAAAAGCUUAUGAAUGUACUGUUUGUUUGCUGCAACAUUUAUCCGUUCAUGAAGAGAAAGCAAUAAUGCAUAUUAAGAAUUUGCAUAAAUUAACCUACGGUCGAAAUUGUCCGUUCAGUUUUACCGCCUUCAUUAGAGAAAGUUAUUUGGGAAUUUUGUUACACUUUCGGCAAGCUGUCAAUGAUGAUCGCUUCUAUGACGAGCGACUGAUACUAGCAUCAAGUCUCUGUAAAGUAAUGGCAAUGAUCAAAGUAGAUGGCACCGAUUUCCUUGAUCAGACUGCUGAUAAAAUGUUAAUUGUUUUGCGUGCUUUUACACCGUUAGGAAUUAUUGUCAUCGAAAUGUGGAAAGUUUAUUUGAAAACUUUGUCAGAUGAGGUUUUGGUGAAACUUUUACCCCAAACUCUGGUUUCAAUCAUUCCGUUAUUGCGGUACGAGCAGGCUCGGGAGCUAUUAAGAUAUAUUUUCGAAGAAAGGCAAUUACACUUUGCAGCGAAUGGAGAUUUCGAACGCAUUUCUUUGGUUUUUUGGAACAAUCCGAAAAUUUCAAUCAAUGAAUAUCUUUCGCCGGAACUUGGAAAGUCCCCUCCGGAACUGGUUUUUCAUGCAUGCGCUUCUUUACUGAAGGAAAGUUAUGAAGAAGUCGGUGAAGUGAUAUUGCAUAAAUUAUUGAGUUUGCUUAAUGAAUACAGUGAACUGGCAGAUAACUGUUUUGACAGCAUUGCUGCAGAAUUGGUCCCAUCACUACUGCAAAUCAUACGAAAAAGUUCAUUAGUGGAAUGUCGUUAUUUAGCUUCUUUAGCACUUGGUCGUUUGGGUGCUGUUGAUCCAGGUCGUAUUGGUUUAUCAUUGGCACGUAAUACAAAUGGUAAUCGGCAUGAUGGCCGAUUUGUAUUUGUUGAUUCUGGAGAACAGUUUUACAUUGAACUUCUGGAGCGAGCGGCGGUAGCCUUUUCCGGAAUACUAGAUGCUAGCAUGCAAGUUGAAUGUUCCUAUAGCAUACAAACUGUUUUACGGGAACUGUUUGGAAGACAUGGUUCGGAGAGUUCGAGUCUGUGGGACAUGUUAAGCGAUCAAUGUCGAAACUCGUUCUCGAUGCUUAGGAAAUCAAGUUUUAUAUUGCACAAGCCUUUCCAGCACCUCCCUACAAAAAGACCGAUAAUGGAAUGUGAACAAGUGAAAGAUUUUAGAAGCUGGUUGAAUCUAUGGUAUAAAGUAACAGCUGCCAAGAUACGCGACGAGAAGUUAAAAAUUUUUUUUGGUGCUUUAGAAGGCUUGGUAAAUGCAGAUAUCGUCUUUGCUGGCUUUAUCCUGCCACAAUUAAUUCUUCAGAGUAUCAUUGAGCACAACAUGACAUGCAUGAAUGAGAUUGGUAUGGAAAUAAUUGCAGUGCUGCAGAGGUCCAUAGUUGAUAAUGGAUGGCCUCGAUCAGCUGCACAUCUGAUUUUUGCUGUUAUCGAUUGUCUAGAGCGAUAUGCAUAUCAUCGUCAAUCUUUAAAAAUUUCAGCUGAUAUGGUUCUCCAACGUACCAUCGAAAUUCUGUCACAUGUAACAACACAGACAUGGGAUGAUGGAAACUGUUUGAUUGUUGCUGCAGCUGGAGUAUGCCAUUGCACCACGCGAGCAUUGAAAUGGUGUGAGCAGUAUGCAAUUGGAUAUGAUGAGAAUGGCCAGACGUUAUUCAAACCCGAUCAGUUCAGCUUUCUUGAGAAAAUUUAUUUCGAUCUGGGUGAUAUGGAUGGCGUAGCUGGAGCUUUUGAAACGAUACGUUCUUGUGCUGAACCAACGAUAAACGAUCGAAUUUUGUCUUUGGAAGCUGAUGGAAAUUAUUGGGAUGCAUUGCCUUUGUACAGAAAAUCAACCAAUGUCGAACCUUCCUAUACCAAAUGUUUAUUACGUCUGAAUGAACCGCGAUUAGCAUUGAGUGGAAUUGCUGAUUUGUUAAGAAGACCGGAAAAUGUCGAAUUCCAUGAAAAAUUGCGUUCAUGUCAACUAGAAGCAAUGUGGCAAUUACAGCUCUGGGAUGACUUAACAGACUUGGUGUAUGAGAAGCCUAAAACGACAACAUGUGGUGCUACAUAUGCAAGCGUAAUUUGUACCCUCAGAAAUCAGCAAUUCAAUUUAUUGGAUGAUUAUUUAGUCACUGCUCGAAUGCGUUUGGCAGAUGCACUAACUGCUAUGACGAUUGAAGAUUCAGAUACUUAUACGCAAGCUUAUAAAACUAUUACACAAUUGCAUAUACUGGCAGAAAUAGAGGAUGCAAAGAGUUCAUUGAAGCUAGAGAAUGACAAGAUUUUAACAGUGGAAGAUUUGGCCAAGGUUUUGAAUGUUUGGCAGAAACGUGCAGCAAAAGCGAUUCAAAGUGCUAGUGUUUUGGAGCCUAUCUUGAAUGCUCGUCGAAGCUUAUUGGGUUUGUUGGAGGGUGACAUUGGACGAGGCUCGAUCUGUGAUCUUUUUUUGCAAAGUUGUCGUUUGGCGAGGCACGAUGGGCAUCUACAAGUUGCUUGGUCAUACCUUAGCCAGGCAAAAGCAUUAAAUGUUAAUCAAUUUAAAGUUGAAAUGGAAGAAGCUCGAUAUCUUUUCCAAAAGGGGAGUCAGGUCCAAGCGAUACAAAUCCUCUCAAAUUUGUUAAAAAGGCAUUUUUUAGACGAGGCGCAGCAGCUGAAAAAUAUCUCUUGUGAAGGAAGAGACAUUUGUUGUAGUGAGGAAGAGGAUUCUAGGGAAUUAAAAAGGGGGAAUGAAGACUUCGUCAAGGCUCAGUUACUAUUUGCCGAAUAUUCAUUGAGAGCAGGAGCCGGUAGUUAUGGAGAUUUUUAUAAGACAUAUUUCUCACUUCCUUUAAUUGCUGAACCUUCUGAAGAUUUAUUUUAUCGAGUAGCCGUCUUCUUCGAUAAAUAUUUGUACAGCAAGAACGAAAAUGCUGAAGCUCGUAAUGUUACAAUGAUUUUGAAAGCCUACAGGCGAGUGUUGAAGCAUGGAAAGAGUUAUUUGUUUCACGUUAUGCCACGAAUGUUAAGUAUCUGGUUGGAUUACACACAAAAAAUGGCUGAAAAUGGAAGUGCACAGCCAUUAGUGAAAGUACCUACAAGAGGGUUGCCAUUUAAAAGUUCAGCGAGCGAAGAUAAGUAUGUUAAAGAGAUGAAUGGAGUAAUAUACGAUGGUUUCAAGUGCAUUGAUCAUUAUAUGUUUUAUACAGCAUUUGCUCAAUUAAUUUCACGCAUAACUCAUCCAAAUGAGGAUGUUUUUCAAACUUUGAAGAUGAUUUUAUCCACAUUGAUGGUGGAAUAUCCACAUCAGUGUUUAUGGCAGUCCAUUGCUGUCUUCCGUUGUGACGCUGACAAGCAACCGUUACGUUUCACUCGUUGCCGUGCCGUGUAUGAUUUAGCUAAACGUAGAGAUGAAAGUGGUCAAUUGAAAAAUUUAAUCCCACAGUAUGAAUACGUUGCAGCUGCUUUCAUUAGAGUUGCGGAAGAUAAUUGUCCAGUAGGUACACAAUCACCAUUCAGCCAACGUUAUGCUUAUCUUUCGGAAUAUUUCCGAAGCGGUAAAAUGAAUCCGACAAUUUGGACAACAGAAAAAGCUCAGGGAAAAGAGACGAAAGAACCAAUUCGACCAUCAAUCGUCGUGCCACUGCAUAAGAUGAUCGAACAGGCAAUUCCAACCAGUGUUUUGAGCACAUUAUCACAAUUUCCGGACUCUAAUUUGGAACAGACUGUAUCAGCAACUUCAAGUAGCAUGAAAUUCAGCACCACUUAUAUUCAUUCAUUUGAUGAGGAAUUCACUGUAAUGAAGUCAUUAGUUCGUCCUAAAAAGAUAACCAUAGUGGGAUCUGAUGGUAAAAAGUAUCCAUUGAUGUGUAAAGCAAAAGAUGAAUUACGUAAAGAUGCUCGUCUUAUGGAUUUCAAUCGGAUGGUAAAUACAUUAUUACAUCAAAAUGCAGAUGCCAGGCGUAGGCAGCUUCAUGUCCGGACAUAUAACGUUAUUCCAUUACAAGAUGCUGGUGGUUUAAUUGAGUGGAUUCCGAAUCUCCAAACUUAUCGACAUGUAGUGGAGGAGUUGGUUAAGGAAAAGUGUCAUAGCGUAAUGACUGAUAAAGAGUGGUUUAGUCGAUGGGUACCUAAUGGAACUAAUGAAGAAAAACUAGCAAGAUUACGGACCGAAUACUAUCCAAGACAUCCAAUUGUGAUGCCCGAAUGGUUCAGGCGUUCAUUUUCGGACUCAUGUCGUUGGUACGCAGCGCGUUUAGCUUUUACAUAUACGUCAGCGGUGAUGAGUAUGAUAGGUUUUAUAUUGGGACUUGGAGAUCGGCAUGGUGAAAAUCUUUUACUUGAUCUUAUCAAUGGUGAUGCGAUUCAUGUAGAUUUCAAUUUAUUAUUUAACAAAGGAGAGAAUUUGAAUGUUCCUGAAGUAGUACCAUUUCGAUUGACGCGGAACAUCGUUGCUGGUUUCGGGGCAACUGGUGUCGAAGGCGCAUUUCGUCGUUCAUGUGAAACAACAAUGCGUGUAUUACGUGAACAUGAUGAAGCGCUACUCACUGUUUUGCAAACAUUUGUGCAUGAUCCACUUCUCGAAUGGAUGCAUAGCGAAAGCCGAGCUCAACAAUAUAAGCAGCGAAAGCGAAAUGAUGCUAAAUUAUCACCACCAGCAGCUCAACAACAAGCACAGGAAGCCAUUGAUAUGAUUCGAUCUCGUUUAAUAGGCCACAUUAUAACACCAAAAAUUUAUCGUACAGAAACGAAUAACCCACCAAUGAGCAUCGAAGGACAAGUGGGUCGACUGAUUGAUAUUUCUCGGGAUGAAUUAAAUCUUGCCCAAAUGUAUAUUGGCUGGUGCCCUUUUAUAUAAUAUUUUAGCAGAGAUUUCAACUUUGCAAAUACUUUAUCGAAGUUUAUUUCAUUUUUCCUUUCUGUGAUACAUUUCAAUGAAAUUAAAUCCUGUACAGUUGCUGCAUGUGUAAAAAUUUUUAUUGAAUAAUCGGUGAUUAUUGAUUAUUGAUAUACUGUUGAUAUUGGUAUAUCACUGGAACCAGAUAUACUGCUUGAAAUAAUCAUAGUUUACGAGCCACAUCUAUCCUUACUCAUCG